UCUUUUUGGUCCAUCAAAAACAAAUUUGUUAUUAAAGGUAUGAAAAUGUUUCUUAUCUAAAUAGCAUUAGUGUGGUUAAAUCAAAACAAUCAUAUUCAUCAUUUUGAAACGUUGUGAAACGAAACGCUGUUGAAACGAAACAAAAACUACCACAUUUUUUUGAAUAAAAUCAGAGUUGCCAAGACUGCCCGGCAUUUUUGGUCAACCCGGGUGAACAAUAUCGUAUGAGCAGGAUUUUUUCGGAUUCCCAACAGCAAACCAAAGCCAACUUAAUAUGUGUUUCUUCUGAUUUUUCAUUUCAUUAUUGUGCCACAGGCUUUUAUAAACUGCAAUCGAUUCAUGAAAUUUCUAGUAACUUGUUAUAAGAAAUUAAAACUACCUGCCUUAUUCCACGCAGACCACCAUUAGUCUUCUAAACCACCUCAGUGCUGACCAAACGAAAUGUCGACACCGUCUACAGAUGGCCAGGGCAACCGAGUUGAUCAAAUUGAGUGCCCAAGUUGUUGUUCUAAAAUGUCGGGCAUUAUGCCGGUGCUUCCGUGCGGACACUGCAUCUGUCGAAAGUGUGCUUUUUCGAUAGAAAGCAAAACGGUCCAGAAAUGUCCUCUUCAUGAUUGUCGUAGCAAUAAAACAAGUUUUACAGAGCGGAUUAAAGUGGAUUUACUGCCCACAAGGCACUGUGGUGCAAAUAUUGGCAAUAGCAGUACGUCACCUCCGCCAUACGCAGAUCAGCCCAGUACAUCCUCGGUGACAUGUUGCGAACUACAUACAACUGAACCUUUGAAAUAUCACUGCAACCAAAGCUCACAAACGACCUUUGCAUUAUAUGUGGUUCGAGUAAAGACGAGUGACAUUAUCAUGGCUGGCACGGAUGCCAAUGUGUUUGUGGUGUUGUUCGGCGAAAACGGGGUCAGUGACCAGUUCCAAUUGAGUGACAGCAAAACUCACCUGAACAAGUUCGAGAGAAACAAUGUUGACGAGUUCCACUUGCCAUUCAUGCCAUCCCUCGGAAAUUUGUACAAGCUUCGAAUCACACACGACAAUAAAUGGCCGAGUGCUUCGUGGCACCUGGAAAGUGUAGAAGUGGAGGAGAAAGGAAACCCAGAAAAAAAGUGGAAGUUCUUCUGCAAUCAGUGGCUGUCCACCACCAAAGGCGACAAGACCACAUCCAGGGACCUCCUCUGUGGCACAAUCGGUCCUGAGAAUUUGAACCCGCGCUCAAGUUUCUUGGGUCGCUUAUUCAAGAAACAGUUCACUCCGAUGCAAAACUCAGUGACGAUGAGUAAAUCUAGCCUUUUCAGGCCCGGAAUUUCUCGAGUCAAAGUGCGUGACAUGACAAUGAUACCCAAUGGAAACAAAUGA
Molecule: messenger RNA, 1362 nt
Organism: Symsagittifera roscoffensis
Lineage: Eukaryota; Metazoa; Xenacoelomorpha; Acoela; Convolutidae
Exons: 8
Coding region: 442-1362 (306 amino acids)
Molecular function (GO): protein binding
Source: RefSeq, a predicted model, not a curated record